Messenger RNA from Rotaria socialis, 7761 nucleotides. Lineage: Eukaryota; Metazoa; Rotifera; Eurotatoria; Philodinida; Philodinidae. The record is from the annotation of a GenBank genome assembly.
AUGUCUACCAAUGAUUAUCGGCAUAUACAUCAUAUUAUUUCGACUAAACCAUUACCAUUAUUGAAUUCCCAUGAAACAAAUCAUGCACUUCAUUAUACACAAACAAUAGAUAAUGACGGCGAGACACCAACAAACACAAGAAUGCUUCAUCGUCGUGUUCAUUUUAAUGAUUUACAAGAAUAUCUUUUAACUGGUGCAUCCAAACAACUUAGUCUUCAUCAAAUACAAUCACCAUCAAUAGUGUCAAUGUCACAAUAUGAUGAUAAUGAGGAAUUUUUCACUCGUGUACCAAAUGAAACUUCUCCUUCGUAUUUGCCGUUAUCAUUUAAAAGACAUUAUGAUGACGAUGAUUUUAGCGCUCUCAGUAAACAAUAUGUACUGAAACAACGGAUUAUUCCAGUUCAUCAUGAACGUGCAACUAUAGAACAAGAUGAAAUAUCUCGGACUUUGACGCCAACAAUUCAAAUGAGUAUUCCAAUGGUAUUUCCAGUUGCUACUGCUCCACCACUACUACCACCACCAGUACCUAUUAUUUUUUAUCAACAGCAACAACAACAGCCUAUUCCAGUGCCUACAAUAUUUGGACAGCCACAACCAAUCAUGCAUGCUUAUCGUAUUCCUCAUCCACCACCACAGUCACAAGUUUUCGUUACAGAGCAUCAUCACCACCAUCAUCGUCUGCCAACUCCUCAGCCUGUUGAACCUAUACUGGCACCGCCGCCGCCACCACCACCCCCUGUACCUUUGACUACUACUGAAAUCACUGAAACAGUUCGUACUGUUCGACGUCGGCCACGUGCAAAAGCUACUGCAACAAUUAUUGAACAAAAAGAACCCGUUCAGAGAAUACAAACGGAAGAAGUUAUUGUCGAACAACGACGACCUCAAGUUACAUUUGAACAGACUGAAGUGCGAAGUAAUUCAAUAUCAAAACCGUCACGUGAGAUUUUCGUUGAAUAUUAUGAUACUGUCGUUGCACCACAACAAAGCGAAAUAAUUGAAACAGAGAUUCCAUCAAGUGUACAAUAUAUUGAUACGCGACCAGUGACUAGAAUUGAAAAAGAAACGGUGCAACUUCCAGUAAAAUCAAAAAAAGUAAUACAAGGAAAAAAAAUUGUUGGUGCAAAAGUUGACUCAUGGAAUCGUGGAUAUAGAUCUAAAGGUGGAGAUCUUAAAAUUUAUAAUAAGGGAUUGAGAUUUGAAGGCAAUGAAGAACCCAUUAUUGAAACAUAUGAUAGAAAUUAUACAAAGCACCAAGGUGUUGUUCAAGUUCGCACAAAUAUUGAUCAACCUGAAGAAGAGGAGGCAGCAAGAAUCGAAGUUUUUACUAGACCCUUUGAAAUUGAACAAGCAAGUCAAACUGUUAGUGUUACUCGAGAAAUACAAAAACUACCCACUGAAACAGUUGAAAUUAUUGAAAAACCUGUACAACAAGUUGAAAUUGUAAGGGAAUUUAUUGAACCACAACCUCCUCAAAUUACUGAAGUUCGUACUCUGAAUAAAAGACGCAUUAAUCCUCCAACGACGACUCGACAAAUUGAAAAACCUCCUCAGAUCAUUAUAGAACAGUAUGAAGAUCCUAUUCAAGUAACUACAUCUCCGCCAGUACCAGUACGCUAUUAUUUAGGCGAAGAACGAUAUUUAACUGAACUUGAAUUCGACCAAGCUGUGACAAAACCACCAGAAACUUAUCCUAAAAAAAAAGUUGAUUCCAGUAUAUACGAUCUCGACUAUGAAAAGCAAUAUGCAACUUUUACCGCACAACAACUCAACGAAUAUAUUCCAACAGAAAAAGCAGCGAAAUAUGAUUCAGACGAAUUACCUACUGAAAAACUUCGUUCAAGUACGUGUCGUCUCGAUUACGAAAAACAAUAUGCUGAACUUAGUUCAAAACAAUAUAAUGAAUUUGAAACAUUCGAACAAACACUAGAUUAUGAAUCAACAAAAUUAUCCAUUAAGAAACUUCGUCCAACAAUUUAUGAAGAUGAUUAUGAAAAACAAUACGCUGAAUUCGUUCCAAAAGAAUUUAAUGAACAUGAAAAACUCGAACAAACGGUAGUUCGUGAUCCAUCGAUAUAUCCCAUUAAACAGCUUCGAUCUAAUAUAUAUAAACUUGGUUAUGAAAAACAAUAUGCACUCCAUGAAGCGAAUCAAUAUGAAGAAAAUCAAAAAAUGGAACAAGUACCACAUCAUGAUUUAUCGAAAUAUUCUCUUAAACAACUUCAGUCAGAUAUCUAUGAACUUGAUUUUGAAAAACAGUAUGCACUUCAUGAAGCUAAGCAAUUUAAUGAAUUUCAUCGACCAGAACAGACACUCGGUCGAGAUUCGACAAAAUAUUCUGUUAAAAAACUUCAACCAAAAACAUAUGAAAUUGAUUAUGAAAAACAAUAUGCAGAAUUUGUUCCAAAAGAAUUCAAUGAACAUCAGCAUCUCCAACAAACAGUUCCUCGGGAUCCAUCGAUCUAUUCUCUUAAACAACUUCAAUCGGAACCAUAUAAACUAGAGUUCGACGAACAACAUGUACUUUAUGAAACCAAUCAAUUCCAUGAAUAUCAUCAACCGGAACAAACACUAAAUUAUUAUCCAACGCAAUUAUCUCUUAAACAACUUGAAUCCAAUGUUUAUAAUCUCGAUUUUGAUAAACAAUAUGCAGAAUACAUAUCAAAUGAAUUAAAUGAAUUCAUUGAACUUGAAAAUUUAUUGGACCGUGAACCGACAAAAUAUUCUCUUAAACAACUUCAGGCAGCUGUGCAUGAUUCUAAUUUUGAAAAACAAUAUGCAACAUAUGAAACUAACGAAUUUAAUGAAUGUAAUCCACCUGAAGAAACAUUAGAAUAUCAAUCAAGUCAAUUAUCUUUUGCAAGCCUGCGUUCAAUUGCAUAUGAUCUUGAUUUUAUUCGUCAGUAUGCGAUGUAUUCAUCAAACGAAUUUCAAGAAGAUCAACCUGUUGAACAAGCCUUACCUUACGAUUCAACACAAUUAUCAUUACAUCAAGCAUCAACAGGAUCUAUAGAAUAUUUACUGCUUAAUCGAGCUUUGCAUGCUGUUUAUGAAUAUGUUGAUGAUACAAUUCAAUAUUCAACAGUAGAUCAACUUGAUCAACGUAUCCGUCCGAAGAGUGUUCAAUUGCCGAUAGAAAAAGGAAAAGUAAAACAUUUUCGUGCUAUUUCUCAAGAACCACCAACAAUCUUAUGGCGUGAAUUAACAAUCCAUAUUCCGGGAAGUCGUCAGGAAAUUUUAAAAAUUGUUUCAAACAAAAUGAUACGAAAAAGAAUUGCUUGGAAAAAAAUUCAUUAUGCUGUCGCUCGUAUUGAUUGUUGGAAUAGAAAUUAUCAUCGGCCACCAUUAAGACGACGUCGUUUGAAAAAUCGAAAGAUUUUCUAUCAUCCAAAACCAUACGAUGUAUGGAAUGAUGAAUUGAAAGCUAGCAUGCCUUCAAAUAUUCUAAAUCGUACACCACGUGUUGAAGCUAAACCAAAAAUUGAUACUUGGCUAAGAAGACCGUAUAUUGAAUCGCAAUCAAAAAUUAAAAUAUUUCAUAAACCAAUAAAAAUCCAAGGUAAAAUACGUGUUGAUACCUGGCUAAAAUUAUCGUCUCGUUCACGAAGUACUAGUGCUCAAAUUAUUCAUCGGCCAAUACAAGUGACUGGUAAAAGUAAAAUUGAUGCUGGGUUAAAACCGCCAAUACGUAGAGCUCAUAGUGCUUUUCAGAUUGUUCAUAAACCAUUAAAUAUAAUUGGACACAGUCGAAUUGAUACAUGGCAAACACAUUCUAUACAUCCAACAUCCCGCUUUCAACGCGCUGUUCAUAAACCAAUACAAAUGCAAGGAAAAAGUCGAAUAGAUACAUGGUUACGGCAAGAACCUAUUCAUCAAAAUCAAAUCAAACGAACGGUUCAUAAGCCUCUGGUUAUUCAUGCUAGAAGUCGUGUUGAUACAUGGAAUAAACAACAAUAUGAACAAAAAUUACAGUUAAAAAAAGUUUUUAAUCGCCCCAUACUAAUUGAAGGCAAAAGUCGAACCGAUACAUGGCAAAAAUCUCAACCAUAUAGUCGAUCACAUACUUCGAAAAUUUUUGAUAAGCCUAUGCAAGUGAUUGGGAAAAGUAAGGUAGAUAAUUGGCUGCAAAGUUCAUUUCAUCCUAAACAUCAACCACUUGUAACUCAAAUUGAUAAACCAUUAAAAAUAAUUGGCCGAAGUCGCGUUGAUACUUGGCAGACAAAAACAUCGUCAAGACGAGCUCACAGCGCUAUUGAAAUUCAUAGACCGGUUCAUAUUAUUGGUCGAAGUCGAGUGGAUACCUGGCAAACAGCAGAAAGAAAACUUCCCACGAGCCAUCAUCAUAUAGUAAAUCGUCCUAUUCAAGUAGAGGCUAAGAGUCGAAUCGAUACUUGGCAAAUAUCAAUACCUCGACGAAGAGCACAUAGUGCUCACGAAGUAUCUCAACCUUUUGUUAUUCAUGCACACAGCCAAAUUGAUACUUGGCGAAAAUCUGCACACAUUUCUGAACCUAAUAAAAAACAAGUACUACAUCAGCCAAUUAAAAUUGAAGCUAAAAGUCGUAUAGACACUUGGCAAACACAACCGUCCCGCUCACGUGCUUAUAGUCCUACAGAAGUAAUUGAUAGACCAGUUCAUAUUGUUGGUCAAAGUCGCAUAGAUACAUGGCAAACACUAUUACCACGUCGACGCGCUCAUAGUGCUACUGAUAUUCAAAAGCCCAUUCAUAUUAGUGGCCAAAAUCGUGUGGAUACUUGGCGUACAUCUGAAACAAUACCACAUUCUCGUAAAAAUCAGCUUAUUAAUCAUCCUAUUCAAGUUCACGCUAAAAGCCGAAUAGAUACAUGGCAAACGCUAACUACACGCCGGCGAGCUCGAAGUGUUGCAGAGAUCCAUAAGCCAGUUCAUAUUAUCGGUCAAAGUCGAAUUGAUACUUGGCAAGAAAUGGGUAGAAAGCCUCAGACUAGUAGAUUUUCACAAAUGAAUCGUCGGAUUCAAAUUCAAGCUAAAAGUCAAAUCGACAGUUGGCAAUCGUUACCAUUAAAACGUACAGCUGACAGUGUUGCACAGAUUCAUAAACCGGUUCAUAUUAUUGGACAAAGUAGAAUUGAUAAUUGGCAAACCGUUGAGCAUUCAUCUCCAUUUAUAAGAAAUCCUAUGAUUCAUCGUCCAGUUCAAAUACACGGCAAAAGUAGAAUUGAUACAUGGGAAAACGAAUCUGUCUAUCGAAAGCGACGCCGUAGCCUAUCACCUAUUAAUAAACCAGUUCACAUCCUAGGACGAAGUCGUCUUGAUAAUUGGAAUUUUUCUGUGUUAGCAUCUAAUACUAGAUCGAAAAUUCUUCACCAGCCACUUUAUAUUCAUGCUCAUUCAAUGAUUGAUAAUUGGCAAACAAAAAAGAAUGUAGUUCAACGUUCAAAAAGUGUUCCUACUAUUCAUGAAAAAAUCUAUAUCAAACCACAAUCACGCAUAGAUACAUGGUUAUCAACAAAUAAUAAAGCCCACCGAAAUACAAGCAAAAUUUCUCAUCAACCGUUAUAUAUCAAUAUUCGACCUCAAAUUGAUACUUGGCAACAAACGACAAAUCAAAUGAAUACGAAUUCAAAGAAACUAAUAAAUCAUCCGAUUCAAAUCAAUGCUCGUUCUCGCGUUGACACAUGGCGUGAUGAAAGAGACAAACCUAUUGCAUCAGUUUCGAAAUCGAUUGAUCAGCCUGUACAUGUUCAAGCCCACUCAAAAAUUGAUACAUGGAGAGCACAAACUCAAUCGAUCACUGAUCAUAAUCAUCGAAUGAUUAAUAAUCCAGUUUAUGUAAAUGUUCAAAGUAAAAUUGAUACCUGGUCAGGAGUACGACAAGGACGCAUUGUGAAAAAGAAAAACCUAUUCAAUCGUCCGAUAAAUGUUGUUGCCCGAUCGAAAAUUGAUUUUUGGCAAAACAUAAAAGAAUCUAUUCGUCAAUCGAGCGCCCCAAUUGUCAGGCAGCAAAGAUUACAUGUCGUUGCUCGCUCGCGUUUAGAUACUUGGCAAUCUAAUUCAAGGAAACAGUCGAUUCCAUCAACAAAAUCUCAGCUUGUGCAUAAACCAGUUCAUGUUCAAGCACAACCAAAGGUGAACACCUGGAAUGAUAACAAUGUAACUGUAAAACGAAAAGAAAUAUUUCGAGACAAACAACAAUUCAUUUAUGUUGAUACUCAGUCAAAAAUUGAUACAUGGCUUGAGCCACCACCCAAAAAUACUGAUUUGCAUCGAUCAAAAUCAAUAUUAAAUCGACCAAUUGAUCUAUUACAUAUUAAACCAAGUCUUAAUACUUGGAAUGAUCAAUAUAAAACAUCACAAAAUACCGUUGAAAUUUUCGAUCGGCCCAUUCAUUUUGAAGCUCAUUCAAAAGUAAAUACAUUUCAAUCUCAGAAAUCGUUAUCUAAACACCAACAAAAUGCUCUCACAAAUAACUUCAUGGCCCAUUCCAAGUCUCAUCCGAUUCAUAUUGAAGCUAAAUCAAGAAUUCAUUCAUGGAACGGUCAACAAACAAGCAAACGAGAUCGAUCGCUAAGUAUAACUCGAAAUCAACAAGCUACUUUUACUGAUCCGAAACCAGCUAUUCAUACCUGGAAUUCAAAAAAAUCAAUAAAACCAAAAGUGGCAGGUACUGAUAUCCCUCAACCAAUAAAUAUUAUUGGCAAACCAACAGUAGAUAAUUGGAAUGAUCUUUCAAGAAAACCUUUUCAACGAAACGAACAGAUGCAUACAAGUACUUGGCCCAACGAUACUAAACAACUAGAAACAUCAAUGAUUGAUUUCAAUCAUGUUAAACCGACGAUUGAUACUUGGAAUGAACAUAUUGACUCAUCGAGAUCACGCUCAUUGUCAAUUGAACAGCAGAAUUUAGCCUUUAUUGAUCCAAAAUCAUCAGUUAAUACUUGGCGAGAUAAUAUUAAACCAUCGAAACGAAAAUUACUUAAAAUGCCAGAACCAUCAUUAGUUCGUGAAGAAACAAUUUUUAUUUCUACUCCGAAAAAUGAAAUUAACAACAGACAAAAUCUACCAAAACAACGUCAAAUGCAUUUUGAACCUGUUUCACAUAUUGAUUGUUGGAAUUUGUCAUAUCAACCACGAAAACAACUUCACCCGUUAAGAAUCGCAUCUUUUCAAAAUGAUUUCUAUCCUUUAUCUAAUUAUCAAAUUCUUCCACCAAUUCAAUCAUCAGAAUCUCAAUGUUUGGUUACGAGUGCUAAACCACAAGGGAGUGCACCAACGUCGAAAGCAAGUACAACACACAAAGCACCAGCUGGUCCUCCUAAGCCGUCAACUCAAAAAUUACCAUUGAAUGCAAAAUCGAAAACAGGUUCACUUGACAGCGCUCAUCCGAAACCAGUCGGUAGUGCUGCUAAGGUUGGCAAUAAAAAACCUGAUCCUAAAGAGAAAUCCAAACCAAACGCUGAUAGCAAUGCUAGUGAAAUCAUGACAACAGGUGGUGGCAGUAAUGAAGCUAGUGCAACAGUUAAUAAUGAAAAAGUUGGUGAAACAUCCAAUGAAAUAAUGGAAUCCCAAAAACCUGACGACGGUUUCGCUUAUACUAUCGAUAAAACCACUAAUGAUAAAAGUUAUUGGAAAUGUAAACAUGUUCGAACAUUUAAAUGUAACGGACGAAUUCACACUAACUGUACUCAUACAACAUUAUUACACGAAGACGAUAAUCAUAAUCAUCCUGGUAAUCCCGUUUCAACUGAAAUUCGAAUAUUUGAAGGAAAAAUUCGUCAUUGA